GCAAAGUUCCGGCGGCAGCUGAGGAGUCACGUCAGAGACUCUGUCCGACACCAGUUCACCAGAGGCGACGUGCCGAGUGGGUCGGUCGUUAGUCAGACACCUUUCCGGUAUUUACUUUCUUUUGUGGUCAACACCGGGAGACAACCAUGGCGGCGGGAUCCGAGUGUCGUUCACCUCCUGUCCGGAGAAGGACGCUCGUGUUGUGGCUCUGCUCCGCGCUGUGUUCCACCGCUGCAGCCAAAGGGGAGAUGUCCCAUGUCCACUCCACGUUGAGCAUUUCCGCCCCCCACCUGUUCUUCACCUGUCCCGAGGGUGCAACUGUCAAACUGGUGUGUGCCCAGAGAGGGGCUGCCUUGCACCCCACUGACCUCUUGAAGAGAAGCUGGCUGUUCACGCCCCACAGUGAUCAGCACUGUUCUGGAAGGGAGGGCCCACGCCAUACUACCUUCGGGGGUCAUCACCACGGCAACCACAGCACGCCCCCAGAGUUGCACUUUGGAUUUUCAGAGCAGAAUUUCUGGGUCAUUCUGCAGAACUUGACCCAUGCUGACCAGGGGCGCUACUGCUGUUUGGUCCUAGACGUCCAGAUGAUCAAUAAACAUCCCACUCUGGUGCAGAAACCCCACAGCCAUAUUGUCCUCCAUGUUACACCACGGAGAAAUGGAUCCCAAGAUUGCACCGUCUGGGAUCCCACACCAUCUGGAGGCACUGUGCCAGUGGCCCUGGCCAUAGCAGCUUGCAUCUUGGCUCUGCUCUCUCUGCCUCUCAUUCUGGUGCUUGUGUACAAACAGAGGGAGAACACCCAUUCGAGUAGACGUGCACAAGAGCUGGUGAGGAUGGACAGUGAGGCCCACGGCCACGAGAACCCAGUGUUUCUUGGGGGAUCACCACAGAUUAAGACUCGCACCGUUUCUCAGAUCAUGGCCAGACAGUCCUCUGAGACAGGACGCCACCUGUUGUCUGAGCCAGGAACCCCUCUUUCUCCCCCUGCACAUGGGGACAUGGUGUUCUUCCCAAUAGAAGACACCAUCCCCGAGUCUCCAGACUUCCUGCAGGUUUAAAGAGGGGUGAAACCUCAUUCACUGCUCUGACUGCUGACGGGGAAACAGUCCUACAACUCUUUUCCUCUUCUCUCUGCCUUCAGAGCGAUGUUGCCCCUGUAAACUGUCUCACAAUAACCUCUGCUGGGAUUGGCAUCUGUAUAUUGUCUGGACCGCAGGAGGGAAUGGAUUAUUUCCACUUGCAUCAACAGCUGGAGGCCAAAAGCAAACUUUUGCUUGCGAGUACUCGUGUUGCGGUGGGGGCUGAUUUUGUGCGUGACGUUCCAUCUAACUGGUGACAACAGCUUGAGGGCCGACAGGGGCCUCGGUCAGGUGGGGCCCGAUGCUUGAGAAGAACCCAGAGUGAGGGUCCUGCGAUGUGCAGAGUGAACCUGUGGACUCCCUCCACAUUGGUGCAGUUCAAACUUUAUUUUUUUUUAUAAUUUAGUAGUUCCUUGUUUAAAGUAAGAACACAGUGAUAGCACCCCCUCGAUCACGUGAACACAUCUCUCUUCAAGAUCUAGUCAUCUCAAACCAGACUGGAACUACAAGACAACAAGGUAUACGUUUUUCAAACUGGAAGUCCGACAGUGACCUCUCAUCCCCGUGAGGGUUGUGCUAGUUUUAAACCAAAGGAGGAAGAUCGUCAAAAAAAUCCAAAUAUUAUGGUGCAAGCGGACCGAAAUUUGUUGUUUUAUGGCAAAACUGUAUCACGCACACUUGGCCUUAGCUUCUUUUUUCCUCCCUCUCUGCUACCUCAGUCACCGUCAGCUCUGUUGCUCUAAAUAGUCUCAUUCCUUCCUGUACUCUCAGAAACACAGCACUUCACAGUGGCCUUAAACAUUUUCAUUAGGUGCUGAACAUUUUGUAAGUACAGUGUUUAGGACAAAUCUGCUGGUUCUUGUUGAUAUUAGUUGCUGAUUGUCAUUCAUGCUUGUGUACAGUUUUGAUAGUUAAAAAUAAAAUGUUUAUUGAUUUUUAUCUCAAAUGUAGCCUUAUAGAUUUUUAAUUAAAAACGUUACACAUCUGCCAUUCGUUUCUUCACAGCCAUCGCAAUACUGUUUUGUAAAUAAUUGUGUAAUUUUUCUUUUGGGAUGUCUUUCUUUCUUAUUUUUUAUGUGCAAUGGGACUGUUAAAAACUAAAUACUAUUUAGGAUGUGUGAGAAGGAAUGGCUUUGAGAUGAUCACCAAAGAUUAAUCAUAUAAGGUAGAUUAAAGGAGGAUGACAAGUGAUUGCCAGUGAUUACUGUCUAUAUGUUGACUUAGGUCUGUGGGUGAAACCACUGGUGGUAAAAUGUGCACAGCAGGUGUCAAGCGGAAAUCAUUUUCUAUUGACGUGUAGCAGGUGUAGAGGACAGGGUAUGUUUAUUUUUCAGUAUUUGUGGUGUCAAAUGUGACCAUGUUCCUGUGUGUUUGUUUGUAGACGCAGUUUUUUAGCAAUUUCAGUUUGUGUGGUUCAUACUGUAAAACGCUUGUAUUAGACAUAGACAGACCACUGCCGUGAAAGCACAUUUGUUCCGUAUAUUACAUUUAAUUUGUCCUGGUUGUAGCUUUGAAAUAAAGUGAAGCUCUUAAACCUUAAAA
Scophthalmus maximus (turbot) is the source of this 2624-nucleotide messenger RNA. It is a transcript of the gene vsir, whose product is annotated as V-set immunoregulatory receptor. The record is from RefSeq and is a predicted model, not a curated record. Gene Ontology annotation, biological process: positive regulation of regulatory T cell differentiation; negative regulation of CD4-positive, alpha-beta T cell proliferation; regulation of immune response. NCBI's taxonomy places the organism in Eukaryota, Metazoa, Chordata, Actinopteri, Pleuronectiformes, Scophthalmidae. Gene Ontology annotation, cellular component: plasma membrane. Bases 147 to 1061 code for a protein of 304 amino acids. The transcript has 7 exons.